Kockovaella imperatae is the source of this 639-nucleotide messenger RNA. RefSeq names its product proteasome maturation factor UMP1. Bases 52 to 525 code for a protein of 157 amino acids. Gene Ontology annotation, biological process: proteasome assembly. Gene Ontology annotation, cellular component: cytoplasm; nucleus. Lineage: Eukaryota; Fungi; Basidiomycota; Tremellomycetes; Tremellales; Cuniculitremaceae. The record is from RefSeq and is a predicted model, not a curated record. The transcript has 5 exons.
GCAUUGUCUUCAUUUUGGGUUGCUCACAGACAGAACAGACCCAACCUCAUCAUGUCAUAUCGUCUGGUCCCACCAACAGCUUCAAGCUCAAACGAUCACCAUGUGGUCUCUACUCAGGCCACUGCGCAUCCAGAGCUAGGUCUACACGAUGCCAUGCGACAUGGACCUUCUUCCGCAGCUCAAAGUGUAGCUCCUGAUAAUAUCAGUCCGCUUCAAGCGAGGUUAGAAAAGUGGUCAAGCACUCAACAUGACAUGCAACAGACAAUGCACAGAAACACAUUCGGACUCGCUUUACCCUUGAGGACAGCUAUGGAAAUGAGGAUCGUCACUCAGUCCCCGCAUCACCCCUCCAUGAUCGCCGCUACGCCUUCUUCUCUACCUCUCGGUGGCGGUCCCAAUCUCGCUGCGGAGAUCCUCGCAGGGACGGACGAGACCCUUGACGUGGCGGACUUCAUGGUUGGAAAUCGAUUGUUGAACGUGCCGAUGGAUGAGAGGGCAGUCAUGGAGCGAUCCAGAGGAAUGUAGCGAGCAGGUCUCGAGAAACGCCUUUCGCAUUAAACAGCCAUGAACCAGCCCAUGACGCUCAAAAGCAGGGCAGCAUGAUCGCAUUGAGCGCAAUACACCCCAUGUACAUGAGAA